Anopheles bellator is the source of this 1314-nucleotide messenger RNA. Its product is annotated as GPALPP motifs-containing protein 1. Lineage: Eukaryota; Metazoa; Arthropoda; Insecta; Diptera; Culicidae. Bases 40 to 1314 code for a protein of 424 amino acids. The transcript has 3 exons. The record is from RefSeq and is a predicted model, not a curated record.
CUACUUCGAAGGCUGCGUACGGUCCCCCGUUGAAUCAUCAUGUCCUCCGACUCAGAGACCAGCGAUUCCGACUGUGGUGUACGCUACAAAACGACAACCACUCGCCACAAACAUUCUUCUUCGAGAGACAAACCGGAUCAACGGUCCGACUACCGACACAGCAGCAACCGUAAAUCAGAUCGUCGGUAUCGCAAAAGCCGCAGCAGAACUCCCGAUCGCCGACGGUACCGUCGAAGGUCUCGGUCGGUCGAAUCUUCGUCACGAUCGCGAACUCAUCGUCGUUCGGCUUGCUCUUCGCGCAAUGUUUCGCCGGAGCGUGUCGAAAAGGAGGAAAAAGUUUUGGAUAUUUCAAUAUCAUCCAUUUCAUCGCCAGACGAUCAUGGAGCCCAGCGAGAGGAAAGAUCACCGACAGCCAAUUAUGGUCCUGCGCUUCCACCGACGGUAACAUCACGGAUCGGCGAACAGGACGAAAGCGAAAAGGCCAGCGAAGUUAUUGGACCAGCUCUGCCUCCACACCUUCUGGCUCGCGGUACCGACGUUUCGACGAAUAGCGAACAAGACAAACCACCGCGAAAUAUUGGCCCCGCGUUGCCCCCCGGUUUGAAACUCCCGGAAGUAUCGGCCACAUCCGAUUCGGAGCUUUCACCUUUUUCCGAACCAGAGGAACAUUCGGAUGACGGAGAAAUGAUAGGUCCACUGCCAGGAACGUCAAGCACGCGUGCCAAUGUUGAACUGGAGCAACGAGCACUGGAGAUGAAAAUACGACAGAUGGAUAGUGCUGCAGCCAGUGCUAACGGUGCUGGUGCAAUCCCAUCGGCACGCGAAGACUGGAUGCUGGAACUGCCAGACAUACGCAAAAUUGCCGACAUGGGGCUGGGUGCAAGACAGUUUCGGACGCGAGAGAAGCUUGAAAUCGGAGAUCGUUCAGUGUGGACCGACACACCGGUCGAUCGGGAGCGAAAGAAGGCUUCCGGAGGCGGAUCGGAACGAUCUGCGAAACCCAUCGAUCCGGCCGUAGAACGGGAGCGGGAACGUGAGCGAAAGCUCAUCGCUAAACGGGACAAGGAGCAGGAGGAUUUGGUAAAGCGCCACAAAAAGAAACACAAACGCGACAAGACGCUGGUAGAGAUACACCAAAAGAAGCUGCAAAAGGAAAAGGAAUCAAAGGAUGGUUCAGAAACGGCCAGAAGGCCUUUUGAUCGUAACGUGGACCUGCAAGCUAACCGUUUCGAUGAGGCACAAAAGAAAGCGGUUCUGAAAAAGGCCCAACUGCUUGACUCUCGAUUCUCCAGUGGAAGUUCUAAAUUUUUGUAG